AUGAACAAUUAUCGUAUGGCCUACUUGAAUCAUAGCCGGAGACUCGCGCCGACGUUCCGGAGGCUAACACCACCGCUGAUAAGGAGGAGGAGGUCAGUUAGCACCUCGAUAUAUGACAAGAACCCGGAGGACCAUGCUCACCCAACUGUGGUUCCUGAUGAAGUAAUCCAACCCAAGUCCGACCAAUACUGGGCUCCACACCCUAAAACUGGCGUGUUUGGCCCUGCAAUGGAGCAGAAUCCUGCAGUAGAGCGCAGUUUCCAUAAUUCCACUGUGAGUACCACCACCGCAGCCGAGGACUCUGUUUUGGAGCAGAAGACAUUUUUCCGUCCACAUGAGGACUUGGAGAAGCCACCCCCUCAACCUUGA
Oldenlandia corymbosa var. corymbosa is the source of this 369-nucleotide messenger RNA. The record is from the annotation of a GenBank genome assembly. NCBI's taxonomy places the organism in Eukaryota, Viridiplantae, Streptophyta, Magnoliopsida, Gentianales, Rubiaceae.